GGCAUUAAUAGUUUUUAUUUUGGGCAGGUGCCGCUAAAUAUAUAAUAUCGUAACGUUGUUUUCAAUACGAUGUUAUUCUAAUAAAUUGUGUUGUUUUACGUGAUCUGAAGGUCAUUUAAUGCGAUAAGAAAGUAGAUAAAUAUUUUAUCGAUUUUUACAUAAUACUUUUAUAAUAUUCAAGAAAACCUUGAAUUAGUUAAUGUAACACCAAUAAAUUUUUUGGGCUAAAAAACAGCAGUUGGCUAUUUAAUAGCGAAUUUUAUGGUGAAGGACUCUGUAGAGGUGCUUUUCUAUAGGUCGACAAGAGUUUUUCUUUUGUAUUCUCAUAUUUAUAAUAAAAUUCCUUGGAAAGUCAUUCAAAAGCAGCAAAUUCAGAACAGGCCAAUAAACAUAUUUUUCAGGGUAAGAUCUGUUAACAGUCACGUCAUACAGAUUAAGGGCUAUUAUAAUAACUAUUUUUUAACGUAACUCUGUCGUGUAACAUACAUUUAUGGAAUCGUGUGAACUCUAAUUAAGAUAUUCUUUUACCUUUCAGCUGCGCCUUUCUUCAUCGAACCGCCGGAGAUACUGAAAGAAGAUAUCAUCUCCGAUAUUACAAGACGAAUACGUGUGUCCAUCAAACAGAUAAUAAAGGACAUUGCGUAAAGAAUGGACAGCAUUGCGCGUUUGCCCACGGAGCAACUGAUAUGCGAUCUCCCGUUCAUGAUAAACGCGAACGAAUGUUGGCUUGUGGUCUUGCUGCACAGGGUUUGGGAAAGGAUGAAAAUGGCAUAUCCAGAGGUGGUCUCACAUCGCUUGAAAGAGAUAAGGUAUUGAAUGAAGAUCCCAAAUGGAAUGAAACGGAAUACGUGUUAGCGAAUUAUAAAACAGAGCUCUGUAAGAGGCCUCCUAGAUUAUGUAGACAGGGAUUUGCCUGUCCUAGUUAUCAUAAUGCUAGAGAUAAGAGGCGUUGUCCUCAUACACACAAAUACAGAUCAACCCCUUGUCCUAAUGUUAAGCACGGUGACGAUUGGGGAGAUCCUGCUCAAUGUGAAAAUGGAGAGCAGUGUCAGUAUUGCCAUACCAGAACAGAACAGCAAUUUCACCCAGAAAUUUACAAAUCGACCAAAUGCAAUGAUAUGCUCCAAACUGGUUACUGUCCAAGAGGACCGUUUUGCGCUUUUGCACACGUCGAACAGGAAAUGACCAUACAGCGAGAAAUAGCUGCAGCAUCCGAAAAUUCUCUUGCUGCUUACGUUACGAGUGCAUUUCCGGAAAAGGCGAAUAGUAUUGAGGAGAAAGUUAACGAUUUAGGUUUAUGUAACAGUAACAAAAGCCUUCCUCAACCAAUCGGGAAAGAGAGAAGUAGAAGUUUCAGCAAUGGUAGUACUACCGGAGGAGCUAAUAUGAGAAGUCCAUUUCCGGUUGGCUCGGCGCCAGCAAUGACCUUUGCUGACGCGGCGAGGAACAGGAAAACCUAUGAAGAGAAACAAUCGAAUAAGGGGACAACAAGGUCAAAUCUUUUUGGAGGCGAUACUUUGCAAUCUAUAAUAGGUAAUGCAUUGGAUGAGGACGUCGACGUUGAUGAUCUCAGUUUAUCAACUGCAUUUGAAACAUCAAACGAUCGCGAUCAGGACAUUGAAUCUUUGUCUUCUUCUUUCGGUAAUAACUUACAACCUGCUUUUAAUAGUCGCUCCGAACCUGUUAGUAUUCCUGGAGCUAAUCAGCCCCAGAGUCCGUUUAGUCCACUCGUCUCACCUUUGUUGAACGGUAAUGGCUUCGGUAGUUAUUUUAGCACUUCAGGAAAUAGCGAGGUAAAUAAAUUGAAGGAAGAAGUGGGUAGUUAUAAAACUAAAUUGAAGCAUUGGGAAGAGGGUUAUGCCCAAGCUAGAGCAGCUUGCGAAGCGUGGAAAAAGGAAGUAGAAGAUUUAUCAAGAAAGAAACGCGAAUUAGAAGAUGAAUUAACAACAAGUAAAAAGGAAAAGGAAGAACUAAGAGCACAGUUGAAAGCGGUAAAGACGAAUAUUAUUAUUCCAUUAUGUCAAAGGGAAGAAGUCCCAUCAGACAUACGCGACCUAAUCCAAGCAUUCAUAGUAGAUCAAUCUUUUCAACAAAGUUUCUACAGCAGUCCAACGUAAGAUAUAAAAUUGAGAAUUAGUCGCACAUAUCGGAAGUUUUGGAAAAUAUAACUUAUGAAAACUAGUUGUUGCCUACUUACAAAAAUUUUUUUCCAAUUUUUUUAUUGCUUUAUGCUUGUUUAAUUUUCAGAUUAACGUUUGACGUACAUAGUGUUAGCUAUAAAGCACAAAGAGGCGGUAUACUUGUGAAUUACUGCUAGUUUUUUUAGUGUAUAGGUUAUACUUCGUAUUUUACAUUUACACUUGAAAGAAUUUGAAUAUGGAAAUAAUUAUAUACAUAAAUAUUGUACUAACCAAUUUUUUGUCAAUACUGAUUUUCCGUGAAUUUAUCAAACGUUUUAUAUACAAUACGUUAAAAAAUUUCUUUGAUAUUUUUAAAGAAAACAAAUUCUAUCCUGCAUUUUUCCAGUUUAUAUUUAUUAGUGGCGUUUUUUUUUUAGGAUUAAUUAAAUUGAAUUGAAAAUGUUUUAAGGGAUUGACGUUGUUUUGAUUAGAAGUAGAAUCUAUAGUUGAUUUGUUAUAUCAAAAGUAAGAAAGGCUAUGUUUCAUAUAUUUGUGUAUAUAUAUAUAUAUAUAUAUAC
Molecule: messenger RNA, 2698 nt
Organism: Dimorphilus gyrociliatus
Lineage: Eukaryota; Metazoa; Annelida; Polychaeta; Dinophilidae
Source: the annotation of a GenBank genome assembly